GCCCCGCUGCGCUUCACAGAAGGGCACGGACACCACGGCUCGGCCAGGGUCGCUGUCGCCUAAAUUCUGGACACAUCCCUUGAAUCCACUUUUUCUGAGCCCCGGCUCAGUGGCCUUCGCACCGCCUCACGCCCCGCGGGGGCCUGGAGUGAGACUGAAGCGAGGACGCCUUUCGGUCUUGCGGGGCGCAGAGGUCGCCUCUCCUGCCCGCUUGUUCCUGAGCAGGGCGCCAAAUCCAAACCCUCUUCCCACGUUGCUGCAGAUGACUCUUAACGGCUUUUAGUAGCACCGUAUUUAUCUGAUGAAUGAAGCGUAAUGAAUCACAUCAGUGACUUUUUUAGGUGCAGUCAUGCAGGAAAACCUCAGAUUUGCUUCAUCGGGAGAUGAUAUUAAAAUAUGGGACGCUUCAUCCAUGACAUUGGUGGAUAAAUUCAACCCACACACAUCACCACAUGGAAUCAGCUCAGUAUGUUGGAGCAGCAAUAAUAACUUUCUAGUGACAGCAUCUUCCAGUGGUGACAAAAUUGUUGUUUCAAGUUGCAAAUGUAAACCUGUUCCACUUUUAGAGCUUGGUGAAGGGCAAAAGCAGACAUGUGUCAGUUUAAAUUCCACAUCUAUGUAUUUGGUAAGCGGAGGCCUGAAUAACACUGUCAAUAUUUGGGAUUUGAAAUCCAAAAGAGUUCACCGAUCUCUUAAGGAUCACAAAGAUGAAGUAACGUGUGUAACAUAUAAUUGGAAUGAUUGCUAUAUUGCUUCUGGAUCUCUCAGUGGUGAAAUUAUUUUGCACAGUAUAACCACUAAUUUUUCUUCUACUCCGUUUGGCCAUGGUAGUAACCAGCCUGUUCGGCACUUGAAGUACUCCUUAUUUAAGAAGUCGCUACUGGGCAGUGUUUCGGAUAACGGAGUAGUAACUCUCUGGGACGUGAACAGUCAGAGUCCCUACCAUAACUUCGACAGUACUCAUAAAGCUCCAGCUUCAGGCAUCUGCUUUUCUCCUGUCAAUGAGCUGUUGUUUGUAACCAUUGGCUUGGAUAAAAGAAUCAUUCUCUAUGACACAUCCAGUAAGAAGCUAGUGAAAACUUUAGUAGCUGACGCUCCUCUAACUGCAGUAGAUUUCAUGCCCGAUGGAGCCACUUUGGCUAUCGGAUCCUCCCGUGGGAAAAUAUAUCAAUAUGAUUUAAGGAUGUUGAAAUCACCAGUUAAAACCAUCAGUGCUCACAAGACAUCUGUGCAGUGUAUAGUAUUUCAGUACUCCACUGCUCUUUCUAAGUCAGGUUUAAAUAAAGACUCUUCAAAUAAGGCCUCAGCUGUGAAUAAACGAACUGUUACUGGGAGUGCUGCUAGUGGAGGAGCUCAGAAUUCUGGAAUAGUCAGAGAAGCCACAUCCACGGUUCUACCACAGCCCAUGACAACAGCCGUGGGGAAAGGCACAGUUGCUGCUCCAGACAAAGCAGGUUUGUCUCGAAGCAUCAACACAGAUAUUUUAUCUAAGGAAACAGACAGUGGAAAAAAUCAGGAUUUCUCCAGUCUUGAUGAUACGAGAACAAGUAGUUUAGGUGACAUGUUCUCACCUAUCAGAGACGAUGUUGUGGUUAACAAGGGAGGUGAUGAGUCCGUAGGCAAAGGAGAUGGCCUUGACUUUUUAACACAACUGAACUCAGUGUUUCCUCCAAGAAAAAACCCAGGAGCUUCUGGCACUUCAGUAUUGCAUUCUAGUCCUUUUAAUGUCUUUAUGGGAUCUCCAGGGAAGGAAGAAAAUGAACAUCCUGAUUUGACAGCUGAACCUAAGAAAACGUAUCUGGGAAAACAGGAACCUAAAGACUCCUUAAAACAGUUUGCAAAGUUGAUCUCCGGUGCCGAAACUGGAAAUCUAAAUACCUCUCCAUCAUCUAACCAAACAAGAAGUCCUGAGAAAUUUGAAAAGCCAGAAAAAGAAAAUGAAGCUCAGUCACUAUGUGAACCCACAGUCAAUGGAUCCUCAACUCCCAAUCCAAAGUUAGCAUCCUCUGUCACUGCUGGAGUUGCUAGUUCACUAUCGGAAAAAAUAGCUGAUACUAUUGGAAAUAAUCGGCCAAAUGCACCAUUGACAUCCAUUCAAAUCCGUUUUAUUCAGAACAUGAUACAGGAAACAUUGGAUGACUUCAGAGAAGCAUGCCAUAGGGAUAUUGUGAAUUUGCAAGUGGAGAUGAUUAAACAGUUUCACAUGCAGCUGAAUGAAAUGCACGCUUUAUUGGAAAGAUACUCAGUGAAUGAAGGUUUAGUGGCUGAAAUUGAAAGACUGCGAGAAGAAAACAAAAGACUACGGGCCCACUUUUGAAAUUACAGUGAAUACCUUAAUGUUUUGUAAUUUGGGAAGUUUCUGGCAACACAAAACUACAUGGAAUCAGUAUUGUUUUCAUGGCCUCUGGGAAAAUUUUUUCAAGUAAAUGGGUGAUGAGAUUUUACACCAACCAUUAUUUCAUUUUCUCUGUCAAAAAUAUUUAUAUUUUUAUAUUAAAAGCUGUACAACAUAUCAUCUGCCUAAUAAAUAGGUCAAUAGGAUCUUUAUUUUUCUGAAAGCUUUAGCUAGACACUAAGUGCCCUUUUUCAUAAGAAAAUUUUGCAAAAAAGAAAAGGUUUUAGAUGUUUUAAAAUCACCUUUUUAACACAUCUAUUUUUGAUUGACACUUGCCUUCCAAAUAUUUGUGGAUAUUUGAGAAUUAAAGAGUUUGAUAUGCAUUCUAUUUUUAUGGAGAAAGUAAUUUUAAAAUCGCAAUUGGUGUUUCUAAGCAAUUGACUAAUAAAACACAAGGUUGGCUAGUAAUUAUUUUGUUAACUUGAUGAGGUCAAGGAUAACUAUUAUUUAUUACUUGUACAUUUGAUAAGACAAUUUUUGGAAUCUUGAAUUGCACAGAUUAUCUUAUAAUUUGUCUAUUGCAUUUAUAUUACUGGAUUGUACUUUUGACAGAUCUCUACUCUGGGUUGAUAGUUUUUUUUAGCUACUUCACUUUACCUAUGAAAAUAUUGAAGGAUCUGAAAGAUUUGACGAGAGCUGCAUAUCUGCAAAUUUUCUCAUGAGUUAAUAACAAGCAAAAUUAUACUAUAAAGUUUUAACCAACAUGAUUCAAUUUAUAAUCAGUGAACAUUUCAUAUUAGGUACUAAAUGGUACUGUAUUCUUGCCAUUUUUCCCCCUCCCAAAUGAGAAGUGUGGAUUUUUUUGUGGUUUAUAUCAUUAACUUUCUCUAAUUCUUUGUGUGCUGUGUUUAAUAUUUUUAUAUUAUUGACCUUACCAUAAGAUUUAUAAAGGGUAAUUGUCAAAAGAAUUUAUAACUCUGACAAUAGAUGGAUGUGUGCAUCUACCUGCUGCGAUCUGGAAUUUUAGUCGUAUAAGAUUAGGCAGGUUAUUGGCUUGUUUACCUUCUUAUAGUCUCUUGUCCCAAAGAUUUAAACUUAUAUAUAGUACUCCUGCCCAAUUUUGAAUUCUGAGAUAAAAUACUAAAAUAAAAAAGAAAUUGAGCUUACUAACUAUAUGGUUUUCCAAAACAAUAGAAAUUUUUAAGGAUAUUUUUAAUAAGUGUAAACAUACAAAUAACUACUUCAAGGAAUAAAAACAAAUACUAAUUUUUCCUAGUGUGGCUCAGAGAAUACAUUUGUAUUGAAGCAUAAAGUGGUCCUACUGUGAUCUUCUUGGCAGAUUAUGAAAGCAUUAUGACUUGUAACAAGUUUCCUUAUAUACCAUUAUCAAGCAGUUUUCGAGAACAUAAAAGUGUGUUUUGCCUACAUGCCUUAUUUAAAUUCUUUAAUACUUUCCAGUUGCCUUUUUCUGUUCAUGUACUUGAUGUAUAUUAAAAGAGGAGGGAUAAAUAAAACAGUUUUAGUAACUUUA
Molecule: messenger RNA, 3866 nt
Organism: Miniopterus natalensis
Lineage: Eukaryota; Metazoa; Chordata; Mammalia; Chiroptera; Miniopteridae
Gene: NEDD1
Product: NEDD1 gamma-tubulin ring complex targeting factor
Biological process (GO): microtubule nucleation; mitotic cell cycle
Cellular component (GO): ciliary basal body; centriole; centrosome
Molecular function (GO): gamma-tubulin binding
Source: RefSeq, a predicted model, not a curated record